This is a messenger RNA of Chlorella variabilis, 1539 nucleotides long. RefSeq lists its product as hypothetical. Gene Ontology annotation, biological process: acetyl-CoA metabolic process. Gene Ontology annotation, molecular function: hydroxymethylglutaryl-CoA synthase activity. Bases 1 to 1539 code for a protein of 512 amino acids. The transcript is spliced from 12 exons. Lineage: Eukaryota; Viridiplantae; Chlorophyta; Trebouxiophyceae; Chlorellales; Chlorellaceae. The record is from RefSeq and is a predicted model, not a curated record.
AUGGCAGCCAACGGCGCGGGCGUGGCGGCCCACGCCAACGGUGCGGGCCCGCAGGCAGACAACGUGGGGAUCCUGGCGGCGGAGGUCUACUUUCCCAGCACUUAUGUGCGGCAGGAGGAUUUGGAGCGGCACGACGGCGUGUCCAGCGGAAAGUACACGGUGGGGCUCGGCCAGCAGGGCCUGUCGUUUGUGGGGGACCGAGAGGAUGCCGUGUCCAUGGCGCUCAGCGUGCUGCGCCGCCUGCUGGAGCGACACAACAUCUCGCCGCUCGAGGUGGGGCGCCUGGAGGUGGGCACCGAGACGAGCGUGGACAGCAGCAAGAGCAUCAAGAGCUACCUGAUGGUGAUGUUUGAGGAGGCGGGCAACACGGAUGUGGAGGGCGUGGACUGCGUGCAGGCCUGCUACGGCGGCACGGCCGCGGUGCAGAAUGCGGUCAACUGGGUGGAGUCUCGCAGCUGGGACGGCCGGUUUGCUGUGGUAGUGAUGACCGACAUCUCGCUCUACCCGGCCGGCCCCGCUCGCCCCACCUCGGGCGCAGGCGCCGUGGCGCUGCUCAUAGGCCCCGACGCGCCGCUGGUUCUGGAGCGGGGCCUCAGCACCACCCACAUGGCGCACGCCUACGACUUCUACAAGCCCUCUGGCCUCUACCCAGCGGUGAGGGCGGCACUGCGGGAGCGGGCAGGCGGGGCUGUGGUGGAGCACGCCGCGCCGGCGAUGGACGGCCCGCUGUCUGUCUACUGCUACCUCUCCACCCUAGACCUGCUGUACCCCCGCUAUGCAGCCAAGUUUGAGAAACGGCACGGGCGCCCCUUCCCCCUGGGUGAUGCAGGGCGGCAUGCCACACCACCUCGCCCCAUCUACACCUUUUGCCCCGCGCCGCCCGUGCCCCGCCCUGCAAACCACGCGCUGUUUCCCGCCCCCUACAACAAGCUGGUGCAGAAGGCCUUUGCCCGCCUCAUGUACCACGACAUGCACGGCGAGGUCCCCGAGGCGCUGGCGGCGUGCGGCGCCGACCUGCGCGAUGGCAGCCACCCGCGGCCGCCCAUGCAGAUGCCCCGCGACCUGGACAAGGCGCUGGUGGCGGCCGCCUUUGCCACCUACGACAGAAAGGUGCGCCCCUCCACCUGCGUGGCGCGGCAGUGCGGCAACAUGUACACGGCAUCCAUCUGGAGCGGCAUUCCGCAGCUGAUUGAGACGACGGGGGCUGCGCUGGAGGGGCGCCGCAUCCUGCUCUACUCCUACGGCUCCGGCAUCUCGGCAUCCAUGUUCUCCCUGCUGGCGCGCGCACCGCACGCCCCCCGCUUCUCCCUGGCGCGCCUGCAGGCCACGUCUGACCUGGCCAUGCGGCUGGCGCGGCGCGUGCCCAAGAGCCCCGAGGAGUUUGAGCAGGCGGUGCAGCUGGCGGAGCAGAGGUACUGUGCGGGGAACUACAAGCCGGAGUUGCCGGCACUGGAAGAGCUGGAGCCUGGCACUUUCUACCUGGCCGAGGUGGACGCGCGCUACCGCCGCAUCUACGCCCGCAAGCCGCUGGCGCAGUGA